This is a messenger RNA of Neoarthrinium moseri, 858 nucleotides long. RefSeq lists its product as uncharacterized. The transcript has a single exon. The record is from RefSeq and is a predicted model, not a curated record. Gene Ontology annotation, biological process: regulation of DNA-templated transcription. NCBI's taxonomy places the organism in Eukaryota, Fungi, Ascomycota, Sordariomycetes, Amphisphaeriales, Apiosporaceae. Bases 1 to 858 code for a protein of 285 amino acids.
AUGGCGCCCGCCAACGCCGGCAAGCGCGUCAAGGGCGUGCAGAUCUACCGCCCCUUCAUCUACGGCACCACGGCGCGGCCCUUCAACGACACGGACAACCCGCGCCCCGCCCACGUGCCCGCCGACCACACGCACAGCUGGCAGGUCUUCGUGCGCGGCGUCGAGGACGUCGACGUUUUCUACUGGCUGCGCCGCGUGCAGUUCAAGCUGCACGAGUCCAUCCCCAACCACCUGCGCACCUGCGACGCCGAGCAGAUCCAGCGCGACAACGAGGGCAAGCCCCCCGCCAAGCAGCAGCGCGGCUUCGUCGUCAACGAGACGGGCUGGGGCGAGUUCGAGAUCACCAUCAAGCUCUACUACGACUCCAAGAGCGGCGAGAAGCCCCAGACCAUCUACCACCACCUGCGCCUGCACCCCUACGGCCGCACCGACGAGGAGCGCGAGGCCAUGCGCAACAACGGCACCGGCGAGGUCCUGGCCUGGACCUACGAGGAGCAGCUGUUCAACGAGCCCUUUGACGAGUUCUACAAGAUCCUGACCUCGGGCGCCCGCGACAAGGGCGCACCCGCCCCCGGCGCCGCCGGCACCGGCAAGGGCAAGGGCAAGGGCAAGUCGGCCGCCGCCACGCCGUCCCAGAAGGAGGAGGGCGACGUCAAGGAGCGCAGCGCCAUGAUCCCGCUGACCAAUCGCCCCGGCCAGCCCUUCAGCCGCGAGACGGAGCAGCUCGAGAUCAAGCGCAUCAAGGAGGCCGAGGAGAAGGUCACGGCCAUGAUCCUCGAGCUCAACAAGGAGACGACCAAGAAGGAGGCCGAGCUCGCCGCCCUCAAGGCCGCCAACAGCAAUGCGGCGCCGGCCUAG